GAAGAAGCAGAAGUAGAAAAUCAUUAACGUCUCAAACAUGGAAGUCUAUCACACUGUGAUCUUCUUCUUCUUCCUCUCUCUGCAGGAUGAAAACUUUGGUGUCAUUAGUGCAGAAGCGGUAACUUUCUACAUAGUACUUGAAGGAGAAAAUGUGGAAGUCGGAUGCUCGACUUCUUCAGCCUCAACUAGAAAGUUUUUCUGCAGAGAAGAAUGUAGUCUGAAGGACAUCAUCAUAGAAACACCUCGUGUCAGCGCUCAAGAAGGCAGAUUCAGCAUUGAAUGGAAGCAGAGACCACAAACUCGAUCCGGAGAUGUUUCUGUGAAAGUCUCACAGCUGACCAAGUCUGACUCCGGACGCUACAGGUGUGGUCUCGGUUCAUCUUUAUCAUCAGCUUCAUACACGGACAUUGAAAUCAUCGUUGUAGACGCACGGCUGGAAGGAAACAGAAGAGAAGCUGUCAGAGCAACAACUGGAGGGAGUUUCACAGCAGCAUGCUCUUUCCCUGCGUCUUCAAUUUUCAGUUUGAGAAGUGCAUUCUUCUGCAAGGACGAAUGUUUGUUCAUGUUAAUUGAAUCAGUUGAUAAAACAAAGCAGUCUGACAGAUAUUCCAUCAGAUAUGUACAAUUUCCAACUGGAGGAUCAUCUGUGUAUGUAAGCAUCUCACAGCUGACCCCGUCUGACUCAGGACGGUACAGGUGUGGUCUGAUAAGAAAUGGGGUCCGUGAUCUUGAGCGCACAUUCGAGGUCUUUGUCGCAGACGUCUCAACAACACCAAAACAUAAUUUAAUACCCUCAACAUCAGUCCCAUCAGCAGCAACAACACCGAGCAAACAUGUAGCUGUGACCCCGAUACCCACCGAGCAGUCUGGAACAACAACGACAACAGAAAUGUUGCUGUACGCAGGACUGACCCUGGUGAACUUGGUUGUCCUCUUUUCUCAUGUUAUGAUCAUAUUCUGCAGAAGGAAGUCUUCAAAACCAAAGGGUUCGACCACCGGUGGAAGCAAGGACUACGUGAACAUGGAGAUUCCCCCCUUAGAGAACCAUCUUCCAGUCUCUUCAUUUGGAGACUCCACCUACGAAAGCCUCAAUCCAGCUACCAGGGACCAGAACCAAACCUACUCUACACUCAACCUUAGAGAAAACAUACAUGAGGCUGUUAAGAUUCAGACCUAGGAUCUUUUACUGUGUUUCAGUCCCAGUGUUUAUACGUCGACCCCGAGACACACAGCAGAACUUUAUUCAUCUGGAAGGAAGUUCUAGUGCCAGCUUCAAGUGGCAGCUGUAAAGUUUCACUUUGCUCAAACAGCUUUUUUCUGUGAAAGCAGCAAAAAUCCUGGAACUCUACGCUACGUGAUCCCUUGAAGCUCAAUGCCAACUUUGCCACUUUUACGAGAGCCACCAAAUCCUGGUUAGUUCAGCAACAGACUCGUACUCGUGUUUAACUCUCUGAAGCUAUAGCAAAGCUACAUGUGUCUUAUUGUAUCUCGCUGUGCCCAUUUCACUCUUUGUCUUUCAUUUUGAACUGUUUCAAUCUUUAAUUUACUCAAAAUCACAUUUAAAUUAUAUAAAAACAAAAAUAUCAAAAGCACUUGCUGUGCUACACAAAGUUAAGGAUUCAUUAGAUGAUAAAGCAUUGUACAUUUUAUAUAACUCAUUGAUUCUUCCAUAUCUCACAUACUGUGUUGAAGUAUGGGGAAGUGCCUGUAAAACAUUCACCCAUUCAAUUUUCAUUUUGCAAAAGAGAGCCAUAAGAAUCAUCAGUAGAAGUCGGUAUAGAGAUCCAUCAAACCCGAUAUUCAUUCAGUUAAAGUUGUUGAAAUUUCAUGAAUUAGUUGAUUACAGUAUUCUGUAAAUGAUGUAUAAUCAGAAAACAUUGCCAAAAAACAUCCAAAACAGAUUUAAAAAAAGGGAAAGGCGUUAUAAUUUAAAAGGAACAGAGAGCUUUAAUAAACCGAGAUUCAGAACCAAACUGAGGGAACGUUGUUUUACUGUGAAAGGAAUCUCAACAGAGAAACUAAAGAAUCAAACAUGAUAUUUAAAAGAAAAAUUAAAGCCAGUUUGUUGACUAAAUAUGUGGAAAUAUGUCAGUGAGAUGUAUUGUUCUGUUUCGUGAUGCUGUAACAAAAAUGUAUUGUGAUAUUCUUUGUACAGUGUAAAAUGAAUUGUUAAGGAGGACCUAUGAUGGGGCUGCCAGUGGCUGUGUUUGCCUGCAGCUAAUUUAAUUGUAUUUUUAUUGUUUUUGAAUUAAGUGUUUUGUUUUAAUUAAUGCUUUGUGAAAGAGGGGCAGAUAUUAUAAGAUUAGUCUUCUUUCUGCUCCUUUUCAUUCCAAAUUUGAGAUUUUAUGUUUUCUUUGUUUUUCUUAACUUUAUUGUUUUUUUGAAUGAAAUAAAAAUGUACAAAUAAAAAAGCUCUUCUAGGGACGAGUGUUUCGAAUUAGUAUCCUUUAUAAACACUCUGAUACGUGCAUUGGAUUGCUGUUUUCAGUUUGUCUAUGUAUCUUGUAUCUGUCC
Labrus mixtus (cuckoo wrasse) is the source of this 2514-nucleotide messenger RNA. Its product is annotated as polymeric immunoglobulin receptor-like. Bases 38 to 1177 code for a protein of 379 amino acids. The transcript has 7 exons. The record is from RefSeq and is a predicted model, not a curated record. NCBI's taxonomy places the organism in Eukaryota, Metazoa, Chordata, Actinopteri, Labriformes, Labridae.